AAAGAUCUGGGCUGGUGUAGUGCCGGCAAAAGUGUAUAUGUAUACACACAGUAAACAUGUCCGUACGGUCUGACAGUGUCGUGUUGGAAUAAACAAACCGCACCUUUACUAUGCUCUUUACAAAUGUUCAAUUUUCGUGUUGAGUGAUCUAAUUGUGCAGGGUAAUCUGCAUAUGAUAUUCUUUGGAAUUGGGAACAUAUACAAGGAACCAUGGCCGAUCCAAGAUCAGAUUUUGGGAAAUGUGUGUCGUUGGAUUCGGAAAGUAUCCCUUUAAGACCCGGAUUAAAAUCCAACAAUCAAAUGGCUAAUACCGAUUAUUCCGCCUCUGACCCCCCGGGUCGACGGCCAGAGGCUUUUUCCGUCCCGGGGGUGGAUGCACCACCCCUAUCUAGAUUAAACCUCAGGACAAGAUCCCGCAGUAACAUCAAAUUUCAAAUGAAAGUGCGACAGAAGAGACAAACCAUGCAAAACAUGACACGCCCCUUAAAACAAUGGCUAUGUGAUCACCGAGGGAACCCGUACCCUUCAAAACCGGAAAAGGAAAUCCUAGCACGAGAUUCUCGUAUGUCUCUCGUACAAGUCUCGAACUGGUUUGCAAAUGCGAGACGGCGAUUGAAGAGUACAGUAAAAGGCGAUGACGUCACAUGGUCUAAACGGGUCAAGCUCUACAACAGCCGUGUCACGGGAAAUGCUGAACUAUUGAGUGUUAGUUCAGACGACAGUCUGUUUGAUUCAGACGAAGACGAAAGCCGCCGUUUCCACACGUCACAUUCGAAUCAGCCGGAAAUGACGUCAGAACCAAUGGAACAAGAUGACGAAGAGAGGGAACUGGUGCCCUCGCGAUCUCAGACACCGACAAUGAGUCAGACGGAUUAUUAUUCUAGCCUUACACAGUUAAAGCCCCCUCUAGACGCAGGAUCUCAAAAUAAACCCUACAAACAGACAAUUUUACAAAGGUAUCUCUCAGAUACGUACCGAAACAGGAACGCGGGGCAGCGAUUGGAUCAACGCAUGCACCACCGACUUGAUACUAUGGAAAUGACCGCAUUCAACAAGACAAGGUCGCGAAAGCCAUCAGGAUCGAUCGGGUCACGUGACUAUGAAGAAAUGUCUACGUCAUCAGGGGUUUCCAUGAACGAAAGUCAUCAACUACCAGUGUUUGAUGAUAGUAUCGAUGACCUUGAGGCAGCGGCUCGUCGCAGAAGAAUUUCUGGAGACAUCAGGGAGAAGACAGGGGAUAUUCGAUUCGAUGAAUACAGUGCAGCUAUGGUGUUGACCUCGCUUAGGUCGCGUACAAUGUUCAACUCAUUCAAUUAACGGACAUCGGCUGCAGAGGAUAUUUUUCAUUAAUAGAUUAUAAAUAUAUUAUAUAUAUACAUUAUAUAUAUGUAUAUCCCUCCCUUUUGUUACAUGCAUUCAUUCCAGAUGCAUCCAUUGUGCCUACGAUAUUACCGUAUAGAGUUGGGGGUCUAUUCAUAGUUAAUUUUCGUACUUUACGUAAGAAAGACAUUAUUACUGACAACAGAGACCUCUGGCGACCACUUUAUUCUUAUGUUUUCUUGUUAAAAUUCUACGCACAAUUGUGAUGGGAAAAAUUUAAAAUGUUAGUCUUGGUCAUUGUUGUGUUUGUUAUUUACACUACAAUAUGAUACAAAUACGGCAAACAUUUCGGUGACCAAGAUUUUAAUGUAGUAAGAUGGCGUUGGAAAGAGACCGAACUGCAUUAUGAGGCUGAGUAUGAACGAAUGAUGGAGGUUAGAGAAAUACUGGAUGUAAAUGUUGUUUUCCAUGAGAGUGUGAGUACGUGCGUGAUAUUGAAGUAAUCAUUGAAGUUUUGUCUCUCAUUAAAAUUUGAAAAAUAGAAA
Molecule: messenger RNA, 1865 nt
Organism: Pecten maximus
Lineage: Eukaryota; Metazoa; Mollusca; Bivalvia; Pectinida; Pectinidae
Product: homeobox protein Mohawk-like
Exons: 5
Coding region: 211-1317 (368 amino acids)
Biological process (GO): regulation of transcription by RNA polymerase II; cell development; muscle organ development
Cellular component (GO): nucleus
Molecular function (GO): DNA-binding transcription factor activity, RNA polymerase II-specific; RNA polymerase II cis-regulatory region sequence-specific DNA binding
Source: RefSeq, a predicted model, not a curated record